This is a messenger RNA of Scophthalmus maximus (turbot), 5869 nucleotides long. It is a transcript of the gene rnf144aa, whose product is annotated as ring finger protein 144aa. Gene Ontology annotation, molecular function: ubiquitin protein ligase activity; ubiquitin conjugating enzyme binding; zinc ion binding. The record is from RefSeq and is a predicted model, not a curated record. Gene Ontology annotation, biological process: protein polyubiquitination; positive regulation of proteasomal ubiquitin-dependent protein catabolic process; ubiquitin-dependent protein catabolic process. The coding region runs from base 1486 to 2373 and encodes 295 amino acids. Gene Ontology annotation, cellular component: Golgi apparatus; cytoplasm; ubiquitin ligase complex. Lineage: Eukaryota; Metazoa; Chordata; Actinopteri; Pleuronectiformes; Scophthalmidae. The transcript is spliced from 9 exons.
UUUUCCGGCUGUCUCUUGCCACUUUUCUCUGCAGCAGUGGACACAGAGAGGAUAUGACAUAAGUGAAACUUAAAGGCCCUCCUAAUUGGCGAUGAAGAGCAUGAUGCCGCUCUUCGGGGAGUGAAGGCAGGAAGGAACGGGGGAGGGAGGAGCAGACGACAGGAUCUCUAAGUGCUCUCUCAGAUCCUUUGCAGACUGGCCAAUCUAGGUUUUUUCCAUUUUUACUGAACUACAAAUUACAUCUGUUGUUCAUGACCUCGGCCCAAGAGGUUGUGUGAUUGGUUCAGUUUGUCUAUUUUUCUUUGUUAGCAGGAUUAUUCCAAAAUGUAUGGACGGAAUUUUUUAUGAAGGAUAGGUCUCAGGCACCGUUAACAGGUGACUAUAUUUUGGGAGAUUCUCCAUCUUAACAUUUUGAAUCAUAUCUUAAAACUUUUCAAACACACAUAACAUUUUAAGAAUAUGUAGAGAUGGUAAUGCAAAUUGUGGGGGAAACAGCAUAUAGGUGGGGGAUUGUUCAGCCAGUGUGAUUCAGCACACAUGGAUUUUGAGGUGAAAGAAAGAAAAAAAAGAUGAAAUAAUUGAAGCCGUAUGCCAGACAGAAAUGUUGAGAAGAGUGAACUCGAGACGGGAAUAGGUUUUCGCUGAUGAGACCAGUCGGGACAAAGUUUGUUUGCGUCAGCUAGUAUCAUAUCCUGCUUCUUCCCACAUUAAUUUUGCCGGAGCAAAAUAAUGGAACAAAUUAACUUCUACUGGCUUGUCCCCAGACUUCAGGUAGAAUUUAAUCAGCACGGCUUCAACCCUCAUUCCUGCCUCGCAUUCUGCAUCUAGCUGAACUCGGCGCAGCCUUCAGUCUCCUCUCUUCACUGCCGUCUCUCCAACUCUCUGAAAACUUCCCUAAUUGGCCGGCUGCAGGUUCCUGUAAUCCUGCCGAAGGACAGCUCUGUGCAUGUGUUGAAAGGAUGUUGAUGUGUGGAUGAUAUAAGAGAACGGGUGAGAGAGAGAAAAAAAAACAUGUGGGCUGCUCCCACUCCCACAGUCGCGGACAGUUGUUAGCAGCUUUCUUUCACAUAGCAAUAUGUGAGGCACAGUAUAUAAAUAGAUGCUUAUGCAAUGCUGUGAUGAGCCAUUAUAUAAUUACACACAGUUAAAACUCACGUCUUCUCAAUGUUUUACAUCAGAGCACAUGACACUGGUGCAUUGACACUGGCCCAGUUCAGCUCAUGAAUGUGAAGCUGCAGUUGCUGUCGUCAUGUGCGGCUUCAUGCUGUAAGCAUAUGGAAAUCAUCUCACCUCCCGUCUCUCACCUCCCGUCUCUGCCUGAGUCAAUUCAGGGCUAAUGGUGUAUAGAAGCGUAGACCAGGAGACAGAUGAAGGACGUGCUGUCAUUGAAUCUCAGCAGUGUUGAUUCCCACACUUCAGGCUACAUCUACACCACUACAUCAUCAACAACAACAACAACCCUCCAUACUCUCUGUGGCGGUGAAGAUGACCACGGCGCGGUACCGUCCCACCUGGGAGCUGGCCGUGGACCCCCUGGUCUCAUGUAAGCUGUGCCUUGGAGAGUUCCCUCUGGAGCAGAUGACCACCAUCACACAGUGCCAAUGUGUCUUCUGUACACUGUGCCUGAAGCAGUAUGUGGAGCUCCUGAUUAAAGAAGGCCUUGAAACUGCAAUUAGCUGUCCAGACUCUGCCUGUCCCAAGAGAGGACACUUGCAGGAAAAUGAGAUUGAGUGCAUGGUGGCCACGGAGAUGAUGCAGAGAUACAAGAAGCUCCAGUUUGAAAGGGAAGUGCUGCUGGACCCGUGCCGGACCUGGUGCCCUUCCUCGACCUGCCAGGCCGUGUGCCAACUAAAGGAAUCUGAUUCUCCAGCGCUGCCCCAGCUGGUACAGUGCGCCGUCUGCGCCCUCGAGUUCUGCUCCGCCUGCAAGGCCAACUGGCACCCAGGGCAGGCCUGCCAGGAGAACAACCUGCCCAUCACCUCCUUCCUACCAGGGGAAAACAGCUCUUUCUAUAAGAACGAAGAGGACGACGCGCCGAUCAAGCGCUGUCCUAAAUGCAAAGUUUACAUCGAGAGGGACGAGGGCUGUGCACAGAUGAUGUGCAAGAACUGCAAACACGCCUUCUGCUGGUACUGUCUGGAGUCGCUGGAUGACGACUUUCUCCUGAUCCACUAUGACAAAGGGCCCUGUCGAAAUAAACUGGGCCACUCCAGGGCGUCUGUUAUCUGGCACAGAACACAGGUCGUGGGGAUCUUUGCCGGCUUCGGCCUGCUCCUGCUGGUCGCCUCCCCUUUCCUCCUACUGGCCACUCCCAUCGUCCUCUGCUGCAAGUGCAAGUGCAGCAAAGGCGACGACGACCCUCUGCCAACCUAAAACACGCCAUUAAGAGCUGGAGUGCAGAGCCAUUCCAAGGAUGGGCCAUCUUUUUUUCCUUUUCACCCCUUUACAUUCUUUUCCUCCCGCCAGCUUCGAGAGCUUCAUAUUUUUGGACCGAGCCUGCUGCUCCAGCCCCUGGGCCGCUCCCGGGGUCCAUCGCUCUGCAUGAGAGAGAGGCGUGGCAGAAAAGCGAACCUACACCUUGGCCUGAAGAGAGGUGCAGGGUCAAAGGUCAGAGGAGGUCAGACUUGUCUAAGGACUACCGUGUCCGUGUGUGUGGGACGGCAGGGGUUUGGGGAUGUGACGGAAGACCGGGCCACUUUGAGUGGCCUUACUGUGGGAAACUGUGGUGUGGUCAGUACAAAGGGAAAAAAAUCAAUGUUGGGAAAUCCUCUUCUCUUGUAUGGACAACGUCGUGCAGGAGCCACUUCAGUAAAAGACACAUCUUUUUCUCCCUCUGUUUUUGUCGGUUUGUCGUAACGCAACAAAAGCUUUUUCUUUUUCCACCACCACACGAGAUGUAGCUCUACAGAUUCAGUCCGUAGCAUUAGAGUUGCACCACGCUUGUCUGGUGUUCACUCGAUUUGCACACGCAACAUGAUUCAAUCGUCAUGUUCACGGCCGAGGUCGAAAUGGGAGACUGUCGUCACUCGACUCAUUCGUACAGCACGUCCUCUUGAUGAUGUCAAUGUUUAUAACCCGUCGCUUUUAAUAGAACCGUGCUCAGAGUUGUGUGUGUGCGUUGUACUUUUGAGUGUUUUUUCAAACCGUUAGGUACAUUUAUUGAAGGGGAUCGCCACUCAACUCUAAAAACGCACUUAUUAAGGAACUAUGAAGACUAGUUUGUUAUAUAUCAGCUUAUACCCAAAUGUUCUUUUUUGUGAUUAUUGUUUCCAUCUCUCCUAAUUCCUUCUCCUUGACACACCAUCCAGACGUUACACUCGAUUUAAUGAUAUGUCCCAGACUGAGUGGCGAUCCCCUUUAAGUUCAGCAUUCAUUUGAAGUUUAUCAGAGGACUUUAUAUCCACAUGUUGUGGAACCUUUUUCAUACUUCACAAAAAAAAAAGACUCCUGUAAUUCUCAUUCCCCAGGUGGUCAAAUAGAAAUUAAUAGCCUUAAAUUGAGAAGAGCCAAAAUCUGGCAUUUCCCCCUGUGCUUUAAAAAGUCAAAAUCCAAAUAUUCCCAGGGAAAGCAUGUUUAAAAAGCAUUUUUAGAACACAACAGUCAGUGAAGCCCUUUAUAUUCAGAUGAUUCUAUGAUGUCACCCAUAUGCCACGCUGUUAAUAGCCAUACUGUAAAAAGAAUAAGAAAUAAAAAACUGUCCUCAACUGAUGUUCUCUGUGACAUUGGACCUGUAUUUCUUAAACGUCUUUGAGGACGAGUGCUGAUUAAAAUCCAUCCAACCAUUUGAAACUAAACUCCUAUUAGAGAUUUAACAAACACCCAUCGGCCAACGCUGCAAACUUGCAUAAUGUCAGUGGUCCGAGUGUCGACGCCGUUCCAUCUUGUUGGCAGGUAGUCCUCCAACAACGAGCAGCUACUCCUCGCACGGACGUCUGAAAAGCCCGAAUACAAAAGAAUGUUCCACUUUCUGGGCACAUAAUUAUGAAGCUGCUUUAUACUAUAUCACUUUAUCUAUGCAAGUUUGUACAUUACCAUUCUGAAAGGCUAUGGGUUGGUUGUGAUCAGCCGUCAGUCCUCGGUACGGGUUGCAUAGUGAAAGCUGCAGAAUGUCACAGUGCACGUGCGUAUCACGGUGUUUUAUUUCAUCAGGUUCAGAAACGAUCGUCAUCUCUGCUGCUGUUCACAGUCUUUUAGUCCUUCUUCAAGGUCGCUAGUUCCACAGAAUUUGGACACAAAAAAUAGUUAUGUCAUCAAAAAUCAUUCAGUUAUAAAGAUUUUUAUUUUUGUUUAGUUUUGCUACCGUGCAAAGUCAUAAGCCAAUGACAUUAUCCUUUCCUUAUGGUGUGAUUCAUCGGUGUCCAUGUAGCAUUUCACGAGGAGUGUGGCUACAGUUACCAAAAAAAGUGAUAUUCCACAUGAUAUUCCUCGUUGUGAGUAGCCUUAAGUUCUGACUAUCUUACCGGUAGCCUGAUGCUUUCACUGACCUCACCUAUUGUACGGGCAUGAGCGUAUGAUAUCAAAGCCAAUCCAAAUUUCUACCUUUCCAUUUACCUUCAGCUCCUUAACCCUGAUAUAGUUCAAGUUCCACGAGCUUUUGUUGUUUUCAUGACAAUCGUGCCAAGCAGAUUUCCUGGAAGGGAUAAGGAAAUAGAACUGUACGUGCAUUUUGACCCUUGUAUAUUUGUAAUGUAUUAACAGUUUUUACUGAGUGGAGAGUAUUUUAAUGCUUCUUUUAUGUAAGCGCUACACUCUAUAUGAGUUUGUGUGUGUGUGUGUGUGUGUGAGUGCAUGAGAGAGCGAGAGAGUUUUGCAGCUGAAAUCCUUGUCGACAGAGAAGUCAAAAACAUAUGAGAGAUUGCAUCUGUACUUUUUAAGGGUUGUUGCGGUUCAGUCAGUCACGGGUCUGAUUUCAGCAGGGUGAAAACAAAUUCAAAAUAUGUUCAAUUAAACACAAAAAUGAUCAUCAAAGUCUUGACAGGCACACAAUUACAAAUGUUCAAUAAACCAGAUCCAUUUUUUUUUUCUUUGCUCACUGUAUAUGCUGUAUUAUGCAACAAAUGUAAAAGGGCCAAACAACAUCUCAGUCACAUCGCAGAAUUACUCUGGGUUUUUUUCUUUUGGGACAGAAGAAGUUUGUCUUGAUAAAAAGGUUUAAAGUCACUUGAUAAACAUCAGCACAGAUGUUCGAAACAGUUUGACUGAGUUCCCUUGAGUGGGAAAGUAUGGUUAUUUUUAUUUUUCAAAAGCUUCAAAUCUACUUUGCAAUUAUCCUAAGAUCAAGUUUGGUUAUGAGCAGCAAUUUUAUAUUUUAUAACCUGUUGUGUCAAGAGAUGAGGCUGCAUGAAUUUUCUCUGACUUCUACAUGUUGAAUAUUACUAUAUUGUAGCCGAAAAUGAUCUUUGGAAUGGUAGCGUUGCCACCCAUCUUUUUAUUUUAAUUUUUACAUUUUAAAAAAAAUAUGUUUUGAUGUGAAAUAUCCUCCAUUCAGCAGGCUGGCUUCAUGUGUUACUGUCUCUCUUUCUUUUUAUAAGCCUGUGUUACAUCAUAGUUGUUGUAUUUGCAUUAUGUUUUUAAAAGUGCAUAAUUCUUCAGGCCCGAUCGGUCAAUUAAAUUUCAAUCAGUCAUCUCAGUAAGUGGAUUAUUGUCAGAGGAAACGCCGUCUGUAUACACGGCUUCUGUGUUUAGAGAUGGUAAACAAAGUUUCUCGUUCAUUGGAAGUUAAUUGACCUGGGUGUUAACGAAGAAAUCAGCAUUGUAAAAUUCCAUAUUUCAAAUCCACUCUGUACAACUUUAGACUCGGCAUCUCCGUAUAUCUACAGUUCCACUAACACUGUGACACCAGGUAUUAAAGUUGUUGGUUUUUUUGUGA